Messenger RNA from Hyalella azteca, 10481 nucleotides. It is a transcript of the gene skd, whose product is annotated as mediator of RNA polymerase II transcription subunit 13-like. The transcript has 21 exons. Lineage: Eukaryota; Metazoa; Arthropoda; Malacostraca; Amphipoda; Hyalellidae. Gene Ontology annotation, molecular function: transcription coregulator activity. Bases 138 to 6740 code for a protein of 2200 amino acids. Gene Ontology annotation, biological process: regulation of transcription by RNA polymerase II. The record is from RefSeq and is a predicted model, not a curated record. Gene Ontology annotation, cellular component: mediator complex.
UACUCUCGUUUCCUAUCCGCCAUUACCAAGUGUGAUGUGUGAUCCAUGGAGUGAAUGUUUAUAAAGCUUGAUUUUUAUAGACAAAUCCCUUUAGUGUGGGUUGGAAUCAAUCCAAGUGUUGUGUUGACAAUGGAUAUAUGAUGUCACAGCAUACACAGCUAUCCCAGACUAAUGGGGCAAGCCUUGAAGACUGCCACACCAACUUUUUCACGCUAACGGAUCUGGUUGGUAUCAACUGGCGAGUGUACACGUGGGAGAGCAGCGCAGGCAGCGGCUCUCACCCCGCCUUCAACAAUGUCUCGGACACCAUCGAGGAUCCCGUGCUGUCGUCCUACGCGCGCUGCCUCUCCGCUGACGUCCUCUGCGUGUGGCGACGGUCCUGGCGUAGGCCUCCGCCCGUCAUCGAUCCUCUCCUUGAUGGAGGACCUGCCAUGCCCUCCACCUCCUGCAACAAUACCAACAAUUCCCCCGACACUCCUUCCAAGAACCAGACCAACCUCAAACACUCCUCCAAACAACUCUGGAUCUUCUGGUACGGAGAAGAGCCCGACCUCUCGAAGCUGGUGGCGCCUGAGCUCACCAAGAGCGAUGGCACCAAAGGCUCUUGGGAUUGGGAUACUGGACUAUCGUACGAGUGUCGCACCAUCCUCUUUAAGGCUCUUCAUAAUCUUAUAGAAAGAUGUUUAUUACGGGAGGACUUCGUGCGGUUGGGCAAGUGGUUCGUGCAGCCGUACGAAGCAGUGGACUGCAGCAGUACCUGCAAAAGCACGCACCUAUCAUUCAGCCUAUCGUUCUUCGUGCACGGCGAGAGCCACGUGUGUGCCAGCGUAGACGUGCGGCAGCAGCCUCCCGUGCGUCGACUACGCGCUGCUCACCUCGCCAUGGCUGCUGCUGCUGCUGCUGCCUCCGCUCACCGCCCUCCUGCUCCACCGUCGGCUGCUGGUCCCUCUCCUGCAGCCGCCCCUAAUAACCCUCCUGCUGGGCUCCCUGUGGUGCUGGCGCCGUACAGUCUUAGCGGGAUCCUGACGGGAGUUUCGUAUCGCGUCACUGACCCCGGAAUCCAAAAAAUCCUCGACGACUGGAAGCAAUUUUUCCCGCUGUCGAGCCGCCGGCGACACCGGCACCGCACACGGACGAGCAGCGGCAGCAGCAGCGACGGCGACGAUAACGUUGGAGAUAACACGUCUGAGGGACUCUCGUCGUCAGCGUCCAGAGACGAGUGGUCUUACGUCUCGUCUGAUGAAGACGACCUCCCGCCCGUUGUUGAAGUCCUCGUCGGUGGCUUCAGGCUAAAGUAUCCUAGCUUUUACGUGCUCGUGACGGACUUGGAUGAUGUGAACCUCCCUAAAACUACUGACGGCACCGAAGGCUCCCCUAACCAGCUGCCAGGUGACCCCACCUACGACAACAUUGGGUGCCCGCCUGUACCUUUGAAGCCUCGCGUCUCCCCCCGCCACACACAUUCACCUUUUACCGCUUCCACGCAUCCGCUGAUGGUCGCUAACUUCGUACAACCUGAAACUCGGGCGUCCGUGUCUCGCGGCCUUGGCGAGCGGGUGUGGCAGGAUGUGGUCCAGUGCCAUCAGACGAGUUCGUCUUCAGGCGCAUCGAGUUCUCAUGAGGGAUUGUCCUCUGAGGGCUGCUCCCUCACUCCUGCAGAGCUGGCUGGCCGUUGGGACUUCGCUGACCCCGCCACAAAGCUCCCAUGCACUUGUUCCAAAUUUGUGUCGAACAGAUGUGUGGGCAGCAGUGGCAGUUCAACGAGCAGCAGCAGUAGCAGCAGUACCCUAUAUAAAGGAGGUUGUGGCGUUACGACGCCUGGCAGUGUACCCAGCUUACGGACGGGAGGAGGUGGUGGCGGUGGUGGUGGUGGAGUCUUAACAGACGGACCUCCUGCAUCCGUUGAAAGUCAGGCCUCCAUCACACCAUCUCCUCUGCCCACCCCCCACUCCCACCCUCCGUCGGUCACCCCUCACCACGACGCGUCUAUGCCCACACUGAGCCCGCAGCCUCCUCCGUCUAACGCGUCUCUUGGAGGGGGAGACCCCGCCACGCCCCUCGACCCCAGCAGCCUGGACACCAAACCUUGCCUCGCUGAUCUCCUGGCUGCAACCGCUCCUGCCUCCGUCAAGAUGGCUUCUGCUGCCCAGGUUUCAUCACCGUACCGAGGUCCCGGUCAAGAUUCAAACAACACACAUGAGUCACAUUUCACCAGUGGCCAGCAACUGGCGAUGCGUGGCCUAAAGCGUCAUAUCAUGCCAUCCUCUGAUUAUCAAGACGCGUGCAAUUCAGAGAGCCACACAUCCUCUCUUUAUGAUUGCUCGAAACUUGACGCCUGGUACUGCCAUCCCGUCAAACGAUUCCGCACUGCCGAAAACAAAGUCGAGGAGCCUCUUUGGCCACCUUACAGACCGCCUCAUCACGCAGCUCCUCCUUCUCCUAUCAAACAGGAGCAUGGUGUCUUCGAAAACACGGACUCUAAUGCCACUGGUAUCGCAACGGGUCAUUGCUCGCCAUCACCAUGUCUUCAGCACAACGGACUCGCCCAGUCCUGUAAGAGACCAACCUCUGAAAGCUCCUCUCCCAGCAGACUACCUACACUUAAACGUCCUCUCACGGGUCAUGAUCCUUACGUUUUUGAUGAUGAACCCGCUGCCACCAAUGGUCUACCUGAUGGCUUUAAACGCGAGAUCGACAUCAAGGAAGAACCUAAGGAUGAUAUGUCACCCAACUCUCCUGCCAUCAAAAAAUCGGACCUGUACACGAGCGAAGGGUUGCACCCGUCCCCGUCCGAUCUAGAGAAGAUCUUUGCCAAUGAUUCUCCUCUUGAUGAUAACCAUUACCGCGAUCACACACCGCCUGGCUCGAAUCACUCCAUUGGAAACAUCGACGAUAUGCCGCAGUCUAACAGCUGCAGCGGCGUGGGCAAUAUAGUGGCAAACCUAGGCAAGAGUAAUUGCAGUGUAUCCGCAUCGACAGCUGCAGGAUCCGUUAGUCUUGGGGAGCUCACUAAAAUGUAUCCAACGCCACCGUCAUUGGAACACAAUAACUUUGAUCAUGACGCUGCUUGCGACGAUCAAGAGCCUACGGAUGAUUUUAGCCUUACGCACACUCCAGAGUUGUUGCCUCAUGUGUUGAAGGAGGACAUCAAAGGUUCGAACAUAUUUAGACCUCUCCCGUUAUCUAUGUUUGUGGGGUCGGAACGUUACAAGCCUUUGACGGACCUUCCCAGCAUGCGCGAUCCCGUGCAGAUAUUGCCUGGCUCUGUAUAUAGACCUUCCUGGCCUCAAAACAGUAACAAUAAUAAUAAUACUAAUGUCAAUAAUAAUUCUAGUACUAGUAAUAAUUUAGUGGAGAAGUUACAGCGACCGCCGUCUCAGCUUCCUCCUCAACUCGGUACUCCUAAUAAACUAGGCGCCAUGUCCCCCGCGAUGGAUAGAGGCCCUGGCAGCGUAGGAGGACCUUCUUCAGUGGGGCCUAGCCUAGGCUACGAGUUAGCCUCCCCAGCCUCCAAUCAAUCGUACCUGAGCAAAGCGGUAGCGUCCGUGGAGCCGAGCACCUUGAGUCAAACCCCUGAGGCAAGCGCCCUUAUUGUUAAUAUGGUUUUGAUGGACUCGUCUCUUAAUCUAUUCCGUGAUCACAACUUCGACUCGUGCCCAAUGUGUGUGUGUAAUAACGAUCACAAGGUCGUGGGUAACGUACGUGGUAGUGAUGGUGCACUGUACCUUCCAUCGUCUUAUCUCAGUCCUUCUGAAGAGGCAAUCGAGUGCAACUGCGGCUUCUCUGCCGUUGUUAAUAGAAGACUUGCAUUCCAGUCCGGUUUAUUUUAUGAAGACGAAGUGGACUUGACAGGUCUUCACGAUGGCCUUCUUACUGAAAGAAGAAAAUCCUCGUUAUCCAAUCUCGUUGAGAAAAGUAAUAAAAAUAAUGAUAAUGUUGAACGAGAUACUAGUUUAUUAGACCAUAUGCCGGAGAGUUUAUUUCAGCUGGUGCAGCACCAGUGCGUGGACACGCUGGGUAGCAGUAGUAGUGUGGUACAAAGAGCGGCUGCUGUAUACAGAUCAACUAGGCCUGUGCUCAAAAUUAAUCUCGUUGAUAUCAAAGACGGCAAUGAUUUGGCUCAGUUGGCUCUCGAGCAAGCACGUUUAGAUGAGAGUCCUCUCACCUUGAGACUAUCCUGCAUGCACAAAUGGGCUUAUUAUCAGUAUGACGGACCUGCUUGCUCACAAGAUCUUGCCCGUUGUAUGACGGCACUUCAACCCCACCUGCAAGAGGCCAUACAGAAAAAGUCUCGACCAUGGGAACCUGUGUUCAAUGUUCGCGGGCCGCUCACAUGGCGUCACUUUCUUCGUAUGGCUUUUCGAGGUACUGAAGACAUGGCUGAGCCUCUCCCUGUACCUAUGUUGCUGGCAGGGCAUGAUAGAGACUGGGUCUCUGUUGCGCCACAAGCAAUCAAACACUGGGAACGACUAAUGCUUGAGCCUUACUGUCAACAACGCGCUAUCGCAUACGUCGUCGUAUCUCCUGACAACGAAUUCGUCCUCAACCAUGUCCGCACUUUCUUCAAAGAGCUCUCGUCUGUUUAUCAAAUGUGCCGUCUGGGCCGACAUGCGCCCAUCCAACGCGUCUUGGUAGACGGCAUCAUGCGAGUCAGCAAGACUGCCGCAGCAAAAGUCGCCAACGAGUCUCUUGAUGACUGGUUCACACUUCUCGACGAUUCUCAAAUAUCAACUAAACUCAAAUUCUAUUCUCAGGUGUGCCGUCACUUUCUGGCGCCACAUUUAUCAGGAUUACGUAUGGACAAGACGUUGUUCGAGGUGGGUAAGAGUAGAAGUGGUAACAGCACCAACAGCGGCGAUCAAAUGCAGCGUCAGGCGUCCAUGUCACCCAUGCCGCCUCCCUCCCUCGGCCCUGACGGCUCAACUGGUGGCGUUGAUAUGCCAGGACAGACGCAAACUGACGGAUAUGCCGUGUCUGCAGGCAGUUCGUUCGGGUCGGGAUGCAGUCUUGUGGACUCAGAGGAAGAUGAAGGGCCGCCUCCUGCAAUCAUGAUUUACCUGGUGGAUCCUUUUAGCGUUGGUCACGACCAUCCUGAAAUGCAUCGUCUCAUCACUCUGGGCCUGCUUCGCUGCUAUAAACAAAUGCUUGACUUCCUCCCACAACACAUGCAAGCCAAUGUCCAUGUUCAGAUCAUAUCCCUGGAGAGCAUCGUCGAGCUGGCGGCUGACACGCACAACAUCUCCCGUCAGUCUGACCAGCUCAAGUGCCUGGCGUUCUCCGUGUUCACGCAGUGCCGAAGAUUCUUAACUCAUACCAAUAGCGUCCGUUCCCUCACUGGCUUUGGUCCUGCUUCCGUUUACGAUAAUUUCCUUAAACCUAGAGAUCCGAAUGAAGAGGAGGAAGUGAGAGCUCCGUACCCGGUGUGUUCGCCUCCUUAUAUUCUGGCGUCAGUCAAAGAAAAUAACCACAAAGAAGCUGAAGAGGCGUUAGGAGCGCCUAGAGAGAAGUCCACGGUACUGCACUGCACCUAUUGCUUGUCAGAAGACCAACACUGGCUGCUUGCUGCUGCCACUGACAACCACGGCGAGAUGCUCGACACCAUAACAAUCAAUAUAGAAGUACCAAACAGGACACGAAGAAAGAAAGCAUCAUCUCGAAGACCUGGUCUGAAGAAGCUCAUGGAGUGGAUUCUUGGUGUGAUGUCGACUGGCGUCCACCCGUGGCGGCUGGUUGUAGGCAAACUCGGCCGCAUGGGUCACGGUGAACUCAAAGGCUGGCUACACCUGCUCUCACGCAAAUCCCUCAUGGCGUCAUCUAAGAAUCUACGUGACCUGUGUAAACAAUGUGACUAUCUUUUCCCUGGUGCUGCUCCGUGCAUCUUGUCUGCUUGCCUAGUAUCACUUGAACCUGACUCCACGUUUCGUAUGAUGCCAGACGUCUUCACGCCCGAUGAACGAUUUGGGCACACAAGCCAAAACUGCAACUUGAACACUCCGCAAGACGUUACUUGCACCCAUAUUCUAGUCUUCCCUACCUCAGCUACUGCCCAGUCGGCGCAGAGAUUUCAGGACGAAUAUCCCUUCCAAUUCGUCAACGAGGAUUCUUUACUGUUGGAUGACCACAUGGAUGGCAUGGGUGGUCUCAACUACAUAGAUAUCGUGAACAUGGAGAGCUCCGGAAACGAGCCUGAUCCUUUGGACGACGUGGCCAUCGGCGUUCCCGAAAGUCUUUCUCAGUCUUCGAGCCCUAACAAUGCAGGAUUUGGAGGCGGCGACAGUAGAGGUCGUUGCGUGAGCCCUUCUCAGCAAAACGGACAGGCUCUAAGUAACGGUCAAGUUCUUGCUGAUCCUGACGAGGAUGAAAUGGCCACUCUUUUACAACAGCCCCUGGCGUUAGGCUACUACGUUAGCACGGCGGGAACCGGCAAAUUACCUCAAUGGUUCUGGUCUGCGUGUCCGCAUCUCGAGAAUGUUUGUCCUGUUUUCCUGAAAUCUGCCCUGCAUUUGAAUCAACCUGCCGUGACGCAAGCUGAAGCCGAAGAUGUCUUACCCAACACAUCGAAUAAAGCACACCCUUUGGACUCGGCUUGUACUGCGGACGUCCUACGAUAUGUAUUGGAAGGCUACAACGGUCUCUCUUGGCUAGCUCUUGAUCCCACAACCCAAGACAGAAGAUCUUGUCUACCAUUGCACAUGCAGGCGCUCUCCAAUCUUUAUAAUUCAGUGGCUGCUCUUGUUUAGUCCGACAGGAGAGUACCGUAUCGUCAUUUUGAGCAUGGACUAGGCUCUCUUUUGGUGAAAAAUGUGUCGACCUAGUCUCCGCCCUACAACUGGAAUGAAUUGGAUGAGCAUUUGAUUAGUGCAGAAAUUCGUGGUCUUGAGAGAGUACACACAAUAAACUAAUGCCAAGGAGUUCGUGCAACGCUGCGUUGCCUUACCGCUGUAGUGUCAAGUCAUUGCAUAGAUCUCUCUUCUCAAACAAUUGUGACUGGUAAUGAUCGUUCAGAAUGACUAUAGUAAUAAUUGCAUAUCAUUUAAAAUCAUUCUAGUUUAUUUAGACGGUUCGAAGACACUGCUAUUGAGUCUUCCUACUUGUCAUGUUCUCAAAAAUUGUGUUUAGUUAUUGAUUUUAAACGUGCGAGAAUUUUAAUGUAUGAACGCGCAUUUAGGAAAAAAUUAAAUUAAAAUAAGAAUGUGAGAGAAAUUUUAAAAUUUGAAUCUGUGAUUCGUCGCAAGUAGUAUUUUACAGGAUCUCGUUGAUAGUUCAUGUUUUGGAUGUCGGUAUUCGACUGGCGUGGCCAUGCUGCUUUAGCCAUCGUGAUCGCAGGUCUUCCUCCUGAGCGCUGCUGUACCUUCCACCCUUUCGUCACCCAUAAAGGACAAAGGAACUCGGCAUUCUCUACAGUCGUGGUCGAUGUUAGCGCCUGCCUCCGUUUAAAGAGUGCUUCAGCUCUCCCCAUGCAGCACUUGGUGUACGUCUUUGUGAGGUUUUGUUUGCGUUGCGUUGUUUGGUGGCGGCACACAGCGUCAAACUCCAUUGCCAAAGAAAACUUAGCUAAGAUUUCAUAUCUUGAGCGAUCAUCUCGUCGCUCCACCCUCUGCCUAACCUAAUGUUGGUUUUCUUACUUAAGAGGAGGCUUAGUUGUAAGUUUAGUUCUCCUGCUUCAGCUUUAACACUAUGGCCAACAUGGCUUUACUACGAAGUGCUGCAUCAGCAUCUUUCUGGUAAUGCGCAUACCAGUCCCUACAUGCAUCAUCUCGCGUGUCAUAUCUCAAUUUCAUGACCAUCUGGGCAGCUACAAUGUUACCACUAAAAUGAUUCCAGUACAAUUCUAUUGAGCCACACGAAAAAUGUUGUGCUUAAAUUAGUUUCACUUUUGCGUUCAGACGGUCUUGUCUUUUUUCUAACAAUAUUUUAAUUAAUUCUUUAAAUUUGUAUCUCGUGAAAUACUUGUUCUCGUAUGUGCCGCGAAAUACGAAUAAAAAUUGUCAGGAUUCUCGUUUCUUUAACGCAUCAGUUAUCUAGCUAACUUUGCACGUCUUAUUAACGCUUACCCUUAGAAGAGAAACCUGUGAAUUUGUUGCUGGUCUCGUGAAGCGGAUUGGACGAGUGGUGAUGUAGGGGCGUUGGUAUGCACUUAGUCAGUGUUAGUGUCUUAGUCAUGCAGGAUUGUCUGUGAUAAAAAGUUGAUUAUGAAGACUGCAUGUAAAUAUUAUGGAAUAUUUAUGCCUUUGUUACGUAUAUAAUAAAUUUCUAUGAACGGGAGUAUUUUGAGGCGUUGAAGUGACGCGUGCGAUUGCGACGUGUGUGUAUAUACGGUAGCCAGCAGAAGCGUCUCCUGCUGAGCCCCUUACAAAUGUACAGAGUUCUCUUAGCUAGAUCCUCAAGUGCUAUAGUAUCCAUGACUGCUGUAUUAUUGCCCUUGGUUCCUCUCAUAUUAUUAUCAUUAAUAUUAUGUUAUUUGAUGUUGCUAGCAGAUCCGUUGUCGCCUCGUGGCUCCAUGAGUAGUCGCUACGUGUACAGAUUCUUUACUAUUAGUGCUUCUGAGGAGAGCAAAACUCUAUUCACCUGCCAAUACUAGAAAUUCAUUCUUGUAUUUUCGAACUAACUUUAGUAUUAGAGCCUAAUUAUUAAGACAAACAAAAUAGAUAGUUUACAUACUGAAGCAAAAAGUAUUUUACAACUGAAACGUUUGUACAACGUCUGUAUUUUGUCAAAGUGUCCGCUUGUGGCGGUGGUGCCGUGUCUACUUACGUCGUCACUUCAUUGUUAGCGUUGACAUCUCGCCACGGUCGUCUGGCGACGGUGAAUGUGAUGCACUUGUCAUGGGCUUGCAGAUCGCAUUUCAUUAAAAAUGAGACUCAGAGUAAUGAUUUGGUUGCGAGUAUCGGUGAGAUAACUUCCGUUCUUUAUUAUCUGGUUAAACGUUUUUGUCCAGCAUUGGUUGACCCUUGACCGUGAACACCAAAUUGCCCUCAGUUACGCACUCUUGAGCUGCAGCGGAUUCUCUAGUUGCAUUUGUGGUUUGUUCACAAUGGCGAUUAAACAUGUCUUGUCAACUUUAAACAAACUUGUACCUCAAUAGCCUUUAAACUCAGUCAGAGUCACGUUAGCUCUUCAUAUUUGGUGAACUAGGUUAUCGUCUCAUUUCAUAAACCAAUUUAUCGCAGAUAGUCAUAUUUUUUUCAGAAAUUCUAAUCAUACGACUACUUCCCAUCAAACGAACUCUUCUUAUGUGUUACGACCGAUAGUGAUACAGUCUUUUGUUCAUACGAACAUUAUUUUAUUUUAAUAAUUCUAAUUUUAUUGUUUGCGAUUUAGCGCCUGUAAAUUCUUGUAUAGCUAGUGUAGCCUAUUUUUUGGAAAGGUACCUUACUCUUCAAAGAAUAUUCGUAUUUAUAUUUUUCUAUAAAUUUUACUUGCUGAACUGUUCCCAAUCAUUAGAUGGUCUUUGGUCACAUUCGUUCUUAGAGUUCCAGUACAGUUCCUGAGGUCACUCCUCAUGAGCUGCACUGUCGAACUUAUUAUUUAUUCGGUAUUUCCCUACGCCAUUGGGUUCAGAUGAUAUCUCAAGAAACGUAGAGCACAACUUAUUAGCAUAUUUAUUUGACUAGAUUUUACGAAUUAGUUCAAUUUUCAUUACUCCUUCUAGCCAUGUUUUAUUUAUUACAGAUGUACGUACGAGUAAUGCACGCUUGUUUUUCACAUUCCAACCUUUGAUGUUUCCUUAUUGCUGCGUUGGCGAUACAUUCUUGGAAGCUCUGAAGUUCUGUAAUGAAAAAGUUGGAGAAGCAUAAAAAAAAUCCAGAGGUUGCAACCUAAAUUUGAAUGAAGCAAACCUGAAACUUGUUCUAUUAGUUUUUGUUGUGUUUUGGUAGAAAGCCAAGCUUAAGACUUUCAUUCAUCUUUGAUGGAACACAUGAAUUUAAAUUGUACAACUAAAUUUGGUAGUGUCACUAGUAAAUUCUCUGGUCGAUCUGCGCGUGUAACUUGGUUUACUUUUUAAUGAUUCUAAUUGUUGUUGAAUUUUAACAUGACAUUUGAAUAUUUUCAUUUAUUGAACUCCUUGAUGAGAAAUUUUAAUAACAAUAUAAUUUGAGAUUGCGAGCGUAACGCAACUAUGGGAUGACUUUUCACUGCUGAGUGAGGCUGAUCGUGUAGUGCUUACCUACGAGUUACAGCAGGCUUGGUGUCACGUUGGUUGACGCGGUCAAGCUUCUUGUUUUCAACUUAGGAUGACAAGUGUUUCUGUUAAAACUUGCUACAUGUUGUCAUAACUAUUCAUACGAAUUACAAUUUAUGUGUAAAAAUUGACUCGACUCUUUCUCCUCUUAAGGGACCCUUAAAUUAUGAACGCAGUUUAUCGUGGCAACAGAUGAUGCAGAGAAAAUUCUGCACAAGUUUGGGAAGCGCAUAGUAAACCUCGCGCAAGUUUCUCAGGAUUCCCAAUCGAAUUCAGGAACAAAAAGUUUAAUUCCUUA